Messenger RNA from Falco peregrinus (peregrine falcon), 2006 nucleotides. It is a transcript of the gene TK2, whose product is annotated as thymidine kinase 2. Gene Ontology annotation, molecular function: ATP binding; deoxynucleoside kinase activity. Bases 417 to 1127 code for a protein of 236 amino acids. NCBI's taxonomy places the organism in Eukaryota, Metazoa, Chordata, Aves, Falconiformes, Falconidae. The transcript has 10 exons. Gene Ontology annotation, cellular component: mitochondrion; cytoplasm. Gene Ontology annotation, biological process: nucleobase-containing compound metabolic process. The record is from RefSeq and is a predicted model, not a curated record.
CGGGCCCGGGCCGGUAGCGCUGGGGGCCGGGCUGCCCUGCGGGCGUGCCGCCUUGUGGGCCCAGCAAGCCCGGCGGCGCUUGCGGAAGCUUUAUAUAUAUAAAUACGUGCAGAGAGAGGCCGGUGUGAGGCGUAGGGCAGCGGAGUGCUUGCCGUGGCCGUGCCCAGCCGGCCCCGCACCAGGCCCCGCGGGCACCGGGCUCUCGCCAGCCCCGGCCCGGCCGCGGUUGAUCGCUGCCGGUGGAAGCUGACGGGCGCGGUGGGCGCAGCGGCACCUGCGGAAGGGCGCGGGCACCCGCCGCUGGGCUCUUGGCGGGGCGGGGGACGGUGCAGAACUUCGGCUAAAAGUGCGGCCGUGUGCGGUGCCCGCUGCGUGGCCCAGUGUUACCCACACCUGGGGGAUCGCUGGUUUUGCAAAUGUCGUUAUUAAGCAACAGAGAACCUAAAGAUAAACAUCUGAUAAAAGGAGAUGAUAGGAAGACAGUUAUAUGCAUUGAAGGGAACAUUGCAAGUGGAAAAACAACAUGCCUGGAUUAUUUUGCACAGACUAGCACCAUUGAGGUUUUGACAGAACCUGUCACUAAGUGGAGGAAUGUUCAUGGUCACAAUAUCCUGGGCUUAAUGUACCAAGAUGCAUCAAGAUGGGGGAUAACGUUACAGACCUACAUACAGCUUACCAUGCUGGAGCAGCAUACCAGACCAAUGGUUUCCCCCAUAAGAAUGAUGGAGCGAUCAAUUCACAGUGCAAAAUACAUUUUUGUGGAAAAUUUGUAUCGAAGCGGAAAAAUGCCAGAGGUGGAUUAUGUUGUGCUGACUGAGUGGUUUGACUGGAUCCAGAGCAACACUGAUGUUUCUGUUGAUUUGAUAGUUUACCUGCAGACUUCUCCUGAAGUUUGUUAUGAGAGGUUAAAGAGAAGAUGCAGAGAAGAGGAAAAGAUCAUUCCUCUGGAAUAUUUAGAAGCUAUUCAUCAGCUCUACGAAGAGUGGCUUAUUAAACAUACACUGUUUGAAGUUUCCUGCCCAGUGCUUGUUAUCGGAGCUGACCAUGACAUGCAGAAAAUGCUAGAAAAGUAUGAAGAAAACCGGGACCAAAUACUAAACCCAUAUAAUAUGCAACGCCAUUUAUAGAAGUCUGAGCUGUUUUAUUUAAAAAAACAUGUUUAUUAAGUCUGGUUUGGGGGCAAUUUUGGGUAUCUUUAAUAUUUCUAGAUAUAAUGGGUUUCGCUUUUGAAUUAUGUUGUGUAGAAAGUUGUGGACUUACUGCUAUGAAACGUUGAGAUACAAGUCGUAAACAGACUAUAAGCCAACUCCCUUUCAUGUUUUCAGGUUCUCCAUCAGCUUUACUGUGUCAAUUCUAUUCAGCUAAAAUGCGGCUAUUUCUCCCAUUUCCCACUUCACUGCUGCUUUUCUAUAAGUAACCCAAGUUUCUUCCUUUUUUCCCCCCAAAUUUCCCUAUUUUUGUAAUUUGAAAGAAAGAGUUCCAUACAAGAGGUGGGGUGUCCUUUUUUAUUAUUAGAGGAAGCAAGUGAAGUGCAUUAAGUUGAAGUAGCUUUGUUAAAACAGGUCUUACCAGGUUGAAAUAGGAGGUCUUGCUCUAAUCCUGCCUACACUAGUACAAUUUCAUUGAAUUCACUAAGUUUCUUCUGCUUUACAUGACAUCACAAUACAGCUCUAGUUUUGAAGAUAAAUGCACUAGUAUACUCCCACCAAAUUCAGUGGCAAAAAGAGUAACAGUUUUCAGAAGUGAUCGCAGGACGGCUCUGAGGCUUUUUUUUUUUAAGCCCCAUUUUUAAAAGGGCUUAUUUCUCUCUGGUGUUCAUGAAAUCACUAGCCUUGCUACGGCCGAGUUGAGGACUAGUGAAAACACAGGGUACACAGAACUGUAUUUGUUGUUCCUUUUAAAUGGUUAUAAAAAAUUCUAGAAUCGAUUGAUUUCUUAACUGUUUUGGAUUCUUCUUUCGUACCUUUUUUUUUUAUAAAGAAAAAUGCAGAUGGUCUUUGGGUUUA